This is a messenger RNA of Ipomoea triloba (trilobed morning glory), 2782 nucleotides long. RefSeq names its product protein SIEVE ELEMENT OCCLUSION B-like. The record is from RefSeq and is a predicted model, not a curated record. The transcript has 7 exons. NCBI's taxonomy places the organism in Eukaryota, Viridiplantae, Streptophyta, Magnoliopsida, Solanales, Convolvulaceae. Gene Ontology annotation, biological process: phloem development. Bases 49 to 2538 code for a protein of 829 amino acids.
CACAUACAUAACCAUCUUCUCUUUACCACUCUUCUCAACCCAGCAAAAAUGGCUCAAACCACCAUCAAUGCUGGUCUUCCAAUGUCUGAAAACAUCACUAGGGCCACGGACACCACUCCUACCGUGGCCCCGACUACUCCUAUCACCACCACCAAUCCCGUCCACGAAAUCAUCCCUAGGGCCACCAAUCUCAACCCGAGAAGCCUUACUACUUUUACCCCACCUCCUGCCUACCCAGUCCAACAAGCAUAUGUGCCUGCAACAACAACUAAUGUUGGUGCGAUCACUCCACCUACUCAGGUGGUAACCCCGUUGAAGGCAAAGAUCAUUCCUGCUGGCCGAGGUAUUAGGAAGAGGGGCGAUCUUUUUGCAAGCUCCGAGGACACCUCCAUGAUGGAUCAUGUAAGAGGCACUCACGAUGUGGAUGCAGUCCAUUAUAAACUCAAACCUCUCCUUCACUUGAUCGAGGAUAUAAUGCCCCGUGCCAAUGCUGCUGCUAUCCCCGGCUAUGUUCAGACCCGUCUAGAUGCAACCAUGGAAGAGAAGGCUCUCCAUUCCGGUCUCUCCGAAGUCAUUGAAGCAUUGGCGUACCCUGUACACAGAACAUCCUCCGAGAUGAUCGUCGGAUAUUCCAAUAAUAGAGAUGCCCACACGGCCACCUUAUCAGUCCUCAAACUGCUAGCAAACUACUGGUGGGACGCAAAGGCGGUGAUUGCCUUCGCCGCCUUCGCGCAGCAAUACGGCGAGUUCGCCCUACUCGCCCGCCUCUACCCCACCGACCCACUCGCAAAGUCGGUGGCCACCAUCGUCCAGAUUCCGGAGCUCAUGGAGAGCUCUGAAUCGUCGAGAGCGGUGAGUUCUAAGUUCCGGGAAGUGGCCAAGCUGGCCGACAAAAUGCUGGAGGUUACUCACAAGAUUGUUGCGUUGAAAGAGAUUGGGUCAGAGGAAAAAUCGCUGAAGGUGAAGUAUAGGGUUAAUUUGUACAAGGAGCUUGCUGAAUCUUUGUCGCCGGUGACGGCGGAGCAGGAGAAUAUAAUGGCAAAGGCUUCGUAUUAUGUGGUGAAAGCCGCCGUGACUUGUUCUCUGGUCAUCCUCAAUGUGUUGGCUGUUGGACGAGAUUACUACUCCUCAACUGAAGAGGAGCUGGAGAUAUCUACCUUGACACACAGGCUCAGUUACCUUCUUGGUGAUCUACAAAAGGCAAUUCAGAUUUCUAACCAAGAAAUAGGCAAGAUAAAGCACACAAUCAAACGAAAAAUCCUGGAAGAAACCUUGGCCAGGACGCACACGGAUAACAAGUACUCGGCGGAGCUCAUCACAUGCGGUGAAAAUGACCCAACCCCAAUUAUCCAUGGAAUAGGACUUCAUAUGAAAAAGCAUGGACUUGAAAUCUUGAGGAGGAAGUAUGUGUUCUUAUUGGUAUCAGAUUUGGACAUCCCUAAUGAAGUCAUAAGUUUACUCCGGCAUAUGUACCAAGACUCGAAGCAAGAUCCAAGCAGGGCGGAGAGUCAAUUCGAGAUUGUGUGGCUCCCUAUUGUGGACCGGAGAUCGCCAUGGACUGAGGCUAAGGAGGAGCAAUUCAAGCUAGUGAAAGACAGCAUGCCAUGGUAUUCGGUGUCUCACCCUUCUAAGAUUGAUGAAGCAGUGUAUGGGUAUGUGAAGGAAGUAUGGGGUUUCACCCACAAACCCCUGCUGGCUGUUGUGGAUCCUCAAGGAAAGCUAACAAACAUCAAUGCAUUGCCUAUGUUUUGGAUUUGGGGAAGCGUUGCAUUCCCCUUCAGCAAACUUAAGGAAGAAUCUCUUUGGAGUGAAACAUCUUGGAGCAUGGCACUACUGGCUGACUCCAUUGACCAAAACCUCUUUUCUUGGCUGAAUGAUGGGAAGUACAUAUGUUUGUAUGGAGGAGAAGACCUGGAUUGGAUUCGGGCCUUCACAAAGAGGACAAGGUACGUGGCACAGCAAGCGAGCAUCCCUCUAGAAAUGCUGUAUGUGGGGAAGAUGAACGUGAAAGAAAGGAUCAAGAGGAACAGUGCGGCCAUAGAGGCGGAGGGGCUAAGCAACGUCCUUCAAGACCCAACCAUGAUUUGGUUCUUCUGGGAGAGGCUAGAGAGCAUGUGGUACCUCAAAGGAGAAAAAACGCUCGCAAUGCACGAUGACACUAAACCCUACAUUGUUUCUGAAGAGAGCAGGGACCCCAUUCUGCAGGAAGUGAAAGCCAUCCUCAGCUACGACGGCAGCAACCGAGGCUGGGCGGUGUUUAGCAGAGGGCUGAGUGAAAUGACCAAAGGGGAAGGCAGUAAUGUGGUGAAAGUGUUGAAUAAUUUUGAUGGCUGGAAGCAUGAAGUGAGAGAUGUGAAUGCGUUUAUUCCUGCUUUGGAUAAACAGCUUCGUGGGCUGUACACUAAGCACCACUGCACCCGCAUGGUGGUGCCGGCGGCGGUGGGGCACUACCCGGAGACGGUGGCUUGUGUGGAGUGCGGGCGAACCAUGGAGAAGUUCUUCAUGUAUAGUUGCUGCCUGGAUGAGUAUGAGAACUAAAUUAAAUACACCCACAAAAGCCAGACCGAUCUUCUAGCUAUCUCAAUUCCUUCCGGAUAAAGAUCUUGAAAUCCAUUAUUAUCUUCUCCGCCAUACAUUUUCUUGAGCUGUUUUUGUGUUAAAUAAAAGAAUGCCUGAAAGAUGCAUUAUUGCAUCUUUUCAUGAGCUUAACUUCCUUUAUUAUGUACUAUGUAGAAUCUAUUGAAGUAUAAUAAAUUAAUAAUAACAUGUGAUUUAUAUAUAA